CGAUCAUCUGGUACGAUUGGAAAUGGUGAUUCUACUCCUUUUGGCUUGGUUGAUCCCGAUUUGAAAGCAUACUUGCGAAGUGCACAUGUCACCUUGCAAGAACACAUCACUGCCGCAACCGAAGAAGGAAAAUUGUUGAACAAGGAUGAAGAUAUCAAAGCAUUACGCAAUGCAAUGCUUGAUGAAAUCAAAGGAAAAGAGCUGGUCUUGGCAACUGAUACAGAUACAAGUGUAAUUUUGGAAGAUAUGAUGAGCACUUUUGGUGGUCGUCAAUUAAGAAUAUUAGCAGAAGCACUAACACAACAAACUGUUACGCUUGUUUGUCAUCGAUUCGGUUCUCAUGUCAUUCAAACACUCUUGUCAGCUUUGCAGUAUUUUGCAAUGCAAGACGAUGUAAAGGAAAGCAACGAAGAAGGAAACGGCCUCAGAUCAUGUCAACAAUUCAUCGUCGAUAUCAGUGAAGCAAUACGGCAACAAGUGGGUGACAUCUUUGGUGAUCAAUUUGCGUCUCACGUUUUACGUUCUCUUCUACUGAUCUUGUCCGGUCAACAAGCAACAGUGGAAAGUGUACGAUCAAAGAGGAGCAAAAAAUUUCAUCAAAAGACACAACUUACCACAUCUCGACCUUGGUCAGAGGAAUUCCAAACUCAUCAAUCGGUAGACUUCAAGAAUGCACUAGGCGGAAUGUUACAUACGCUUCAAUCAACUUUGAGUGAUGCUCAGAAAGUACGCGAGAUGUGCAUCAGUCCAACGUUAAGUCCAACGAUUGCAUUUAUUGUAGAACAAGCCGCUAAAUUGGACACAAGUGCGAUCAAAAAAGGCAAAGGUACGAUUGAUUUCCUUGAUGCAUCAUUGGCUGGUCUCGUCUCAAAAGAGCCAGAAGAACGUUCGGCACACAUUGAAACAUUGUUGAGAGAUUCAGUAGGAUCACACUUCUUGGAAGCAGUCCUAAAGGUAGCGCCACAUAGUGUUGUCGAAAGAUUCUGGAAACAUUAUCUGGCUGGCAGGUUGGGAAAGCUGGGAACACAUCCGACUGCUAAUUUUGUCAUAAGUGGAACAAUUCGUCUUUUGGAUACGGCUACUCUGGAACAGGCAUGUGAAGAAGUACGGGAAGAAGGGGAAAAGUUGGUGAAAGCACGUCAUUUUGGUCCACUUAUCGCCUUGAUAGAAAGAGCUGGUCAAUUGGCAUCAAAGACGGAUCCUUCCACUGUUCGAUCAGUUCUCACCGCGUUUGGAAUAUCAGAAGGUGAUGGUGAUGAUAAAGAUGGCGAACCUGCAGUGAUUGAUAUUCUACUGAAGGAUGCAGAUGCGCAAAAUGGAACGAAGGAAGAGGAGCCAAAAUCUGCUAAGGCCGAAUUCAACUUGCAAGGCAGCUUACUUUGUCAAUCAAUUUUGCGUUUAAGUGAACCGGCUCACUCGCCUAUUCUCGACAACCUGCUCGAAAGCGAAGAUCGACUUUUUCUAGCUAUCGCCUGUGAUCCGAUCGGAGUGCAUGUUCCAUUGGCAGCUGUGCAAUCGUCCAAUUUACCGUUUGCAAGCCGUAGUAAGCUCAGUGCAAAGAUUUUGACUUUGCUCGUACCUCUUCUGAGCGACAAAUUCGGCAGUCGAUUGAUGGAUGCAAUCUUUGAUGUAUCUGAUUUGUUCUUUCGCGAAAAAGUUGCUCGUGCUUGUUUGGCAGCAGAGCGCACUUUGCUUUCAACUCCUUAUGGAAGAUACUUUUUCAAACGGAUUCAAAUUGCCCUUUUCCGUAAAGAUGUAGUCCAAUGGAAACAACACUUA
This is a messenger RNA of Meira miltonrushii, 1779 nucleotides long. Its product is annotated as ARM repeat-containing protein. The record is from RefSeq and is a predicted model, not a curated record. The transcript is spliced from 3 exons. Gene Ontology annotation, molecular function: RNA binding. Gene Ontology annotation, biological process: endonucleolytic cleavage in 5'-ETS of tricistronic rRNA transcript (SSU-rRNA, 5.8S rRNA, LSU-rRNA); endonucleolytic cleavage in ITS1 to separate SSU-rRNA from 5.8S rRNA and LSU-rRNA from tricistronic rRNA transcript (SSU-rRNA, 5.8S rRNA, LSU-rRNA); ribosomal small subunit export from nucleus. Gene Ontology annotation, cellular component: preribosome, small subunit precursor; nucleolus; 90S preribosome. The annotation marks the transcript as partial. NCBI's taxonomy places the organism in Eukaryota, Fungi, Basidiomycota, Exobasidiomycetes, Exobasidiales, Brachybasidiaceae.